Molecule: messenger RNA, 1017 nt
Organism: Caenorhabditis elegans
Lineage: Eukaryota; Metazoa; Nematoda; Chromadorea; Rhabditida; Rhabditidae
Gene: K03B4.9
Product: T20D4.11-like domain-containing protein
Exons: 4
Coding region: 35-1003 (322 amino acids)
Source: RefSeq, marked reviewed
UCCCGCACCUGCGUUCAAUAUUUUUUGAUUAACAAUGUCUAUUUUAUAUGUUUUCACAUUUUUAUUGAUUUUUCCGUUUUGCUCCGGAUUGCGAUCUUGCACAACCGAGGAAAUCAAUAACCUUGUUACAAACUGUUCUACUUAUGAGACUAAACUCUCCUGGAUUAGAAAAUUUGAAAUAUCUACUACAGAAAAGUUAACAAAGACGAGAAAAUUAUGCUUACAAGCAUCGAAUUGCUAUACUUCCAUAAAAUGCCAAGAAUCUGUUGAAAAAUUUGAGAAAAGUCGACUUGACUGUGACAAAGACCAAUUUGUUAUUGGCGGUGUUCCAAAUUGUAUUGAGUGGUUUUUCAAAAAAAUUUACAAUGCGAAUUAUAAUGAAUGUCUCCUGGAAAAUGAUUUCCUGACGUUCAAUCUAACUACCCGACGUGAAGCCUUUACAUUUGGAAAGCAGUGCGUCUUGAAAGUUUUAAAUGAAAGCCAAGAGUGUGAUCCAGAGGCUGUUCAAUUUAUAACUGAAAAUUAUCUGCAAAUAGUUGAUUACCUAACGAUUAAAUCCAACGAUUGCCAGGAUGUUCAUUCUCAUUAUCACAAACUUCAUUGCGAUUUGAUUGAUGAUGAAUAUAAUAAAGAAUAUGAGAGAUUGAUAUGGGGUGAUAAGAAAGUUGAGGAUACUGGCUUGUUCAUGAUACAACUAGGCCGGGAACUCAUUGAAUGCGAGUCUCACUCAUGUCACAAUUCUGGUGGCAUUGAAAUCGGAAAUUUGAAAGAAGAAAUUUUGGCGAUGGAAAUCUAUGGCAGAAAUUAUUCGUGGAAAUGUCUGUACGACAUUAGGAGACCCUCAAUGAAGACUUUAAUGGAAAAGUUAUUGUGCCUACGUGAUAGUAAAUUAGGGGACGAUCAAGAAUGCCGGAGAAAAUUUGUUGAAAAAAUCUGUGGAAAUGGAAAUGCCACUGAGGGAACUGAAACCCCUAUGGUUACAGAAUAUUACACGGAUGAUUGAAUGAACUAUUAUUU